UUCGGCUUGAAUUGCAUUGUGGGAUGUAUACAAUAUGGCGGAUAUCGAGAUGAAAGAUGAGUUGAAAGAAAGAGUGCAAGAUACGCCGAUGGAAGAAGCUAGUACUCAAUCAAAAGAUAAAGAGCAACAGAAAAUGUUUUCUUUAAAGAAAUGGAACGCCAUAGCAAUGUGGUCUUGGGAUGUAGAAUGCGAUACUUGUGCGAUUUGUAGAGUGCAAGUCAUGGAUGCGUGUUUAAGAUGUCAGUCAGACAAUAAGCAAGAAGAAUGUGUUGUUGUCUGGGGAGAAUGCAAUCACUCUUUUCACAACUGUUGUAUGUCACUAUGGAUAGUUCAGAACAAUCGCUGUCCUCUUUGUCAGCAAGAGUGGGUUGUACAAAGAAUUGGRAGAUGAAGCAGACRUCCUUCCAAUUACUGAAUAUCAGCUACACACGCUGUACUUACAUAAUUGUUAUAAACAGUCGGCCCCUGCAGUUACAUUUGCCUUCUGACUAAAUAAAUUUUGCUAUCAAUUUUCUGUAUUAUUACUGCUGGGACAGAAGACUACAAAAAUGUAUUUGUAAAUGUACAUAAAUUGGACAAUAUUGGAUAUACCAAGAUAAAGACUCGUGAAGCCUGCUUUCCAAUAGUCAUCCUUCUAGUAUUAAUAUUAGUCAUCCUUCUGACCAGUCAAAGCUUGGUAAUAAACACAAUAUUAAUUUUAUCAAUCCAU
Molecule: messenger RNA, 709 nt
Organism: Exaiptasia diaphana
Lineage: Eukaryota; Metazoa; Cnidaria; Anthozoa; Actiniaria; Aiptasiidae
Product: RING-box protein 2
Exons: 3
Coding region: 35-391 (118 amino acids)
Biological process (GO): protein ubiquitination; ubiquitin-dependent protein catabolic process
Cellular component (GO): Cul5-RING ubiquitin ligase complex; nucleus
Molecular function (GO): ubiquitin protein ligase activity; zinc ion binding; cullin family protein binding
Source: RefSeq, a predicted model, not a curated record